This is a messenger RNA of Aspergillus ochraceoroseus IBT 24754, 2985 nucleotides long. RefSeq lists its product as uncharacterized. The coding region runs from base 1 to 2985 and encodes 994 amino acids. Lineage: Eukaryota; Fungi; Ascomycota; Eurotiomycetes; Eurotiales; Aspergillaceae. The record is from RefSeq and is a predicted model, not a curated record. The transcript has 14 exons.
AUGACACCGGGUUCCGACACUACCAAUACUAGGUUUGGUCCCUUGCUCGUGCCAUCUGUGUCUCGGGAGUCCACCACUUCAGAUACCAGAGCUCGUUUGUCGGCCGUUGAUCGAGGGUCUAGCUUGAGGCAAGAAAACAAUGGAGCACCCGAGACUCCUCGGCCCACUGUACAGAGAUCUAAUCUAUCGCCUAAUCUCAAUAUCGCUACCUAUAGGGACCUCCACAAUGCAACACCUACCCCGAGUCCCCAACCUACUUCCACGGUGAUUACUAGGUCUCCUUUGUCUUCACAUCUAGAAUCUGUGGCGCUUGGCUUUCGGAAUCUGGCGAUAAGGAAUGAGGAGGUUCCGUCUAUCCAAGGACACGAGGAAGAACAAGGCGAUAACACGAGUGAUAGUUGGUCCGACGCCAGCUCUGGUGAAGAGAGUGAUGAGUAUCAUGUCUCCCAAGAAAAACUUCCCGACGCUCCAAUAUAUAAUGUUCGUCUACAACGCGCCGUCAAGGAGGUGCGUUCGCAACUCCUUCACCUGAGCAAUACGAUGGGACGAUGCGGACUGGCGCACGAUCAAACAACGGAUAUAAGCGCCUUAUACGAGCAGGUUCAAAUGAUGAGCAAAUUUGAUUACCCGGCGACUCGCACGGUUGGGCUCAUCGGAGAUUCUGGCGUAGGUAAGUACUCCCUCGUAAACGCGCUUUUAGACCAAAGCGGUCUAUCCCGAUCGAGCGGAAAUGGCACUGCCUGUACUUCCGUCGUAACCGAGUUUCGAAAUGUGGAUGAGAGACAUCAACGCCCAUAUACUGUUGAGGCGGAUUUCAUGGGUACUGAUGAAAUAAGAGAGCUUUUACGGGAGCUGGUGAGAUGCUUUCGAAGAGUUCAUACCGAAGCUCGAUCAGAAAUUGUCGGUGGAAAUGAAUGGGAUUUGGCUCAAUCAUCCUCGGUGCGUGCCUGGGCGGCGUUGGAGGCUUUAUUUUCCUCGGAGCCUGGCUUCUCGGAGGAAUUCCUCUCUAAUGAGGAACCUGAUGCGGAGAAUAUAAUUCUUACGCAAUUAAAAGAAUGGAUUCAAGAUGUGCUGAGCCAUAAGCCUGGUGGCCCCGAUGCCAUUCAAUAUUCAUUUACUGCACAGGAUGCCCACGAGUGCAAGGAUUCACUUGAUAUGCUUACAAUGGGGCCUUAUCACCCAGGAGGGAGGGCUAUUUGGCCUUUUGUCAAGAUGAUCAGGGUCUUUCUGAAAUCGCCCAUUCUACGAACAGGCCUUGUCAUAGCAGACCUACCAGGCUUGCGGGACUCAAACUAUGUCCGAGUAAGGGCAACUGAAAGAUAUCUUCGCCAUUCCUGUGAGGAGGUGUUUAUAGUCUGCAAAAUCACUCGGUGUGAUUCAGAUGUUUCAAUCCAAGAGAUUAUUGACAAGUGCACUCCGGACCAACAGAUCCGAAUAGUCUGCACUCAAUCUGAGACAGUGGAUGCUGAAGAAACCAUGCGGGACCGCGCAGCCCCUCGAGGAACAAUAGAGCAGAUCCAACAGCUCCUGGCUAAUAUUCGCACCCUUGAACGGUCGCUGAGGAAAAUGGAAAAAUCUCAGAGUCGGAACGCAGUGGGAACGGAACUAUGGAGACUUGCAAAACGCGAAGCAAAAAGGCUCAAGAAGCUCUUGAUUGAGACCCGAAAUCGAGAUGCGAAUCAAAAGCUGUCCAAGAAAUAUAACAGAGUGGUUAAAGUUUUCUGCGUAAGCAGUCAACUAUACACUAAGCAUCGCGCGGAUGGCCGGCAGCAAGCUAGCGAAUACAUUGAUUUGAGUGGUAUUCUCGAGCUGCGGCAGUAUUGUCAGUUAGUACCGGCACAGGCUCAGUUCCAAGCAACCUCUGCCUUCCUUGAGAACAGCGUCCCGGCUCUCCUCAAAUCCCUCGAUCAAUGGAUACUGGCAGGGUCAAACAGGGUCACCGUCGAGAGGGCUCAAACCCUCCGCCGGGCCUUGGACGAGGCAAGGGCUACUAUCACGUCGCGCCUUACUUCACGGAAUUCAUGUAUGCGUCCUGUACAGGCCGGACUUGCUAAUCAGCUCAGGGAAUUUAUCACCAGGCCAAUUCGAGAUUCCGAAAGAAGAUGGAACGCUGAAGCUACCCGUGUGAGCCGGAAUUGGGAAACAAUACACCAUGACACAUACGCCGCAUUUUGCAGAAAAUACGGAGUACACCAAUCCAGAGAUAGUACUAUACGCUACUGGAACAAUGAAAUUCUCCAGGGAGCGCAGGAUGAGCUCCUUCAUAACUGGGAGUCACUACUGCAGCUGUUGCGUCAACAACAGAGUACCACUGAAACUCGGGUGACUGGUAUUUUCGAGUCGGUUUGCGACACACUAGAAGAGCAUGUCCACCUGGCACCCGAGGCCAUGGAAAAUCUCCUGGAUAGUAUCGAUGCGCACCAACGGUGCAUAAACGUCUCAAUUUCCAGCUGUUUUGAUGACAUUAUCGCCAGCUCCACGCGAAUUUCAUGGGAUGCGAGCGACGGCCACAGCGAUAUUUCUUACAUGGCCGAUAUUAUGCGACCAGCCUAUGACAUCUGCAACUUAGAAUCUGGGAGAGGAAGUCAUGACAGACGAAAGCGCAACAUGGACCAACACCUUCGGCAUUCGCAAAUCUUUUUGAAGCUUGCAACCAGGAUCCAGGUCGAGUAUGAUAGUAUGACGAAUACACUUUUCGAUGAUCUGAAGCAGAGAUUAGAGGCUGAGGUCCAGAAUAUCACCCGAGACUUGGGAGUGGCCAUCGCCGUUGAAGGUGAGGUGACAGAGGCCAGCCGUGUUCCAGCAUUAGCAGACGAAAUGAGAGAGAAGAUUGCGCGGAUCGAAGAAUGUUUAGAUGAAGCUCAGACUCUUGUGAAGGAGUCGUCGCAGCGUCGUUCUCAACAACGGGGGGGGCUAGAGAUUGAUACGGGUGAAUUCUCAACACCAGGGACUGCAAGAGGAGAGGGUUUGAUGUAUUAUUCGUAA